This is a messenger RNA of Colletotrichum navitas, 693 nucleotides long. RefSeq lists its product as uncharacterized. Bases 433 to 612 code for a protein of 59 amino acids. NCBI's taxonomy places the organism in Eukaryota, Fungi, Ascomycota, Sordariomycetes, Glomerellales, Glomerellaceae. The transcript has a single exon. The record is from RefSeq and is a predicted model, not a curated record.
GGGGGGGGGGGAGGGGCAGGCGGUGCACACCGUCCGCUCCAUCGGUUCCAGAAGGCCCGGCCAGUGAACGGCCGUAUACCUGCCCAGAUAAGGCAUUUCUAAGCAGUGUUCUCGUCGUGACUUGAACGACUCCAUGGGGCCACGAUGUUCUGCAGCUGAGAGAGAGGGAAUUUUUUUUUUCUUUUAACGGGGGGGCCGAAGACGGCACCACGAAUGGUAACCAAAUAGUUCCACACCAUCUACUUUUGGCGUUUCGCCUGCGGGGAAAUAAAUGCGAGGACAAAAGUCAGGAGUCAGUCAACUCAACUGUCGGUCAAGCUGAGUGGGUUUCUUCGUGACUUUUUCGAGACGUACGCCCAUAAAUGAUGAAGCGUUGCUGUACAGCGGCCAACGCCCGCACGUUGGCCAGUACGAUCGCAUGUAGUAUGUCAGAUGCGUGUGCGCCCUAGACAAUGCAUGCAGUGGUACCAUAUCCCAGGCCUCGAGGUUGUCAGUUUGUGUGUCCGUAGCCCCGACGACAACAACAAGGCUGGUAGCAGGCCAGUCCUCAGUCAGAGGAAGCCAGCUCUCGCGUUAGUAAAGAUUCACCAAUCCAUGAGAGGGCCCUCGUGAGACGUCCCCCCCCCCGAGGAUAGCUGCAUUUGACCGUACGGAACCAUGGGCGUCGGGUGGGUGAGUUGGCUGCGUGUCGUA